Molecule: messenger RNA, 2916 nt
Organism: Scophthalmus maximus (turbot)
Lineage: Eukaryota; Metazoa; Chordata; Actinopteri; Pleuronectiformes; Scophthalmidae
Gene: sergef
Product: secretion regulating guanine nucleotide exchange factor
Exons: 11
Coding region: 104-1291 (395 amino acids)
Source: RefSeq, a predicted model, not a curated record
CCAAAAAAACAAACAAACAGCCAAACCUCAACGUGGUAAGCGCAGAAAUGCUUUACGACAGUGUCGCAAAUCACACUGGACCCACUCGUUCAGAGUUAGCUCCAUGGAAACGAGACCGCAGCUGGAGUUCUGUUUACUCUCUUGGGGAGCCAACAGCUACGGCCAGCUGGGACAGGGACAUGCGGAGGACCGCUGCGAGCCCCGGCUCUCUGACGCCGCCGCCGCGGAGCUGCAGAGCGACGCGGUCCGGACCGUGGCUGGCGGCGGGGGUCACUCUGUGCUCGUCACCGAGAAAGGACAGGUGUUUGUGUGCGGACAGAAUCACAGAGGUCAGCUGGCACUUGGCUCAAACGUGGACAUCUCAACGUUUCAUCUCUGCCUCAGCCUCGAUCAAACGGUCACACAUGUUGCCUGUGGUUGGGAUUUUACUCUUUUUCUCACUGAUGGUGGUCAGGUUCUGGCAUGUGGCUCCAAUGCAUUUGGACAACUGGGUGUUGGACCGUCAGUCACUCACUCUGCAGAUUUACUGGUUGUUAAGGUGAGCACAGAACAGUGUCUGAAGGAUCCAGUGGUGAGUGUAGCAGCAGGUCUCAGACACUCACUCGCUGUCACUGACUUGGGCUGUGUGUAUCAGUGGGGAACUGGCCUUUUCAACCAUGCUAAGAGAGCGACCAGUCCGCACCCUGUCCCAUCACACUUCUGCUCUAAGGUGCCCUGUCUGGUACCAGGUCUGGAUCAGAAAAUAUCACACCUGGUAGCGGCAGGCUCAGCGCACUGUGUUUGCCUUACAGGAGACGGUGAUUUGUUUCUGUGGGGCAGCAACAAGCACGGUCAGCUUACUGCCACAAAGCCCUUCCUGUCCACUCCAGCUCCUCUGAAGCGCUCACUACUGGCCGGAGAGAAAGUAAUUAAUGUGUGGAGCGGCUGGACACACGUUGUUGCGCAAACAGAGAGUGGAAAAGUGUUCUCAUGGGGCAGAGGAGAUUAUGGGCAGCUGGGCCGACCGGCAUCAACCAGUCAGAACCCAGAGCAGCAAUCAGCUGGUCCUUUAACGGGAGGUGACAACCAGGAAGUUUGCCUCCCUGCAGAGAUUGAAGUCCUCCGGGGAGCAUCACAGAUUGCAUGUGGAUCGGAACAUAACCUGGCCAUUGUCGAAGGUCAGUUAUGUGAUCAGAAAGCAGAACCAGUAAAGGGAGACUGGAAAGGAUGUGAACCUCCUGCACCUCGCUCCUCUGCUGUGCGCUCCCCCUUUUUCCUCCUCCUGUCUCGAGCGUGGUGGCAGGAGCUAUGAAAUGGCAAAACAGGUUUGGAAGCAGAGACCUGAGUGCUGCUAUUUCUGGUGCUGAUGUAGGUCAGGCAGAAGGGAACGGAGAGCAUUGCAUGCUGCUCAUGAUAUCUGUUGCCUGUUCAGCCCUCGCCCAUUUGCACCUGAGGAAGUGCUUCUCAUGUGUGAAAUUCAUCAUCGCUGGUCAGAGGUGGGAGAUAGACCAAAGAUGCUGCGGGCGAGGCUCGUCCAAUCUGAGGAAAGCCUUUUGUUAAACAAUUUGAACUUCACAUCGAUGUAGAAGAGCAAACACCUUAGAUGCUGUUUUAAUGUGUAGCUGAAGUAUCAUGUAAGUAAACAAAGCACUUCCAGCAGAUUGUGUCAGUGGUGUUGUUAAUUAGUGUGAAAAAGUAAACCGUCAAAUGUAAAACUGGAGCCAGAUUUGUUUACAAGGAAAUGGAUUUUUGGUUUGAGUGUCUUGGUUUUUUUAUCUUUUUGUUGUGCAGGAUAUUGAGCAGGCACUUUGUUGCCAUGGAAACACUGAUGUGCUGUACUCCAGUCAGCGAGUUCAUGAAUUGAACACAGCACCAAAAUGUGACUUUUUUCCCCCAAUGAACAAAAGGUUUCAGCAUAUUAAGUUCCCUAAUAGAUGAGAAACACAGUGUUUACUGAGUAACAUUGAUCAAAGAUGGAGACGACGCAGCGCAGCCCUGUUAUAAAAUACAUGCCAUUUCUUAAAGACGGAGCUGUGUGUGUUUGUAAUGCAUAUGCCAUUUCUGGCAGACUGUCACACUGACAUAAGCUGCUGGCAUGAUAUCUAUUAACUGAAGAAAACGUGUGUCUUUUGGCAAAAUCCAAAUCUUCGAUGCUCCCAAUAUUCAGAGGAAGCUAAAAAUGCAGAAAGACAAAGAGACUCUUGAUGAAAUAAAUGACAAAAUGGCAUGAAAGACGACACACAAGAGCAGGAUGGGGAAAGCUUGAAGAUGUGUUACCCUUGAGAAAGCAAGCUCGCUUCUGUUGCCAUGGCAAUGGAGCCUAUUAGGUAACUAUGUUGCCAUGGCACGUGUCUCCUCGGCGAUGCAGACCUGACCACACCCACCAACAAGCUCACCAGCUGUGAAGAGCAGGGAGGCUUCAUUACUGGUCGAGUGUCAACGUUAGGAACAGAGACGUGUGUGUGUGUGUGUGUGUGUGUGUGUGUGUGUGUGUGUGUGUGUGUGUGUGUGUGUGUGUGUGUGUGUGUGUGUGUGUGUGUGUGUGUGUGUGUGUGUGUGUGUGUGUGUGUGUGUGUGUGUGUGUGUGUGUGUGUGUGUGGGGGUCUAGGUCUUACUCAUCUUGUGGGACAUGAGCCUGUCUAAACAGGCACAUUAUGGACACUUCUUCCUUAAUGAACAAAACGCAAGUCCUCAUAACGUAAAUCAUAAGAUUUUAAGGUGCGGUAUAUGUUAAUGUCAGAGUGAAGGUUAGGGUAAAGGUUAGGGGUUGGGAUUCCAGGGUCUGCAGGAAAUUAAUGUAAGUGAGUGUAUUGGCCUCUAAAGUCUCGAGUCACUAUUCUGUGUGUUGGAGAGAGAGAUAGAAUUUUGUGCUUUCUGUUUUUCAUUCUUUGCACACAAUUUUUUUCUUUCUUCCGGCUGCAAAUUUUUGCCUGCAUG